GGUAUUAACAUAUACACGGAGACAGUGGUCUUAACCAAUUUCUCAAUCUUUUUCUUUCUACCAGGAAAAGAAAAAGAUAAUGAACACAACAACAAUAACAACCGCAGAUUCAUCUCCUCCUUAUCAUCAUCUACCAUCAAAUGAACACCUUCAACAACAGCAACAACCCAUUACUAGAAUCUCCCAGGAUACAAUCAACAAUCUCUUGAACACAAAAUGCAGCAAAUCAAUCCAACAUUUGAAACAAACCCAUGCUUUAGUUAUCAGAAAUGGUUUAUCUCAAGACAAUUUCAUUGCUGGUUCAUUAGUUAAAUGCUACUCAAACCCAUACUUUAAUAGUUUAUCCAUUGCACUCAAAGUGUUCAGCUCUAUUCCUCAACCACAUCCUUUCUUAUGGAACUCAAUGAUUAAAGGUUGUUUAGAAAAUCAUGACCCUAAGAAAGCUAUAUCUUUUUACAUUGAUAUGAUGGUUUUUAAUUCUUCGAGUAAUAAGUUUACUUAUCCGCCUUUGUUUAAGGCGUGUAUGGUGGCAAGAGCGGUUGAUGUUGGUGUUCAGAUUCAUGGGCAUGUUUUUAAGUAUGGACUUGGUGGAGAUUUGUAUAUUACGAGUGCUGGAAUUCAAAUGUAUUCGGCUUGUGGCCGGUUAACUGAAGCGCGGAGAAUGCUUGAUAAGAGUGAGGAGAAGGCUGAUGUUAUCUGUUGGAAUGCAAUGAUUGAUGGGUAUUUGAAAUGUGGGGAUUUGGGUUCUGCUAUUGGUUUGUUUGAGAGUAUGCCGGAUAAGAAUAGUGGGUCUUGGAAUGCUAUGAUUUCUGGGUACGCCAAAUCUGGGAAGAUUGAUGUAGCUCAAGAGUUUUUCAACAAGAUGCCUGAAAGAGACGAUGUCUCUUGGAGUGCGAUGAUUGAUGGGUACAUAAAGGGUGGUUAUUUUAAGGAGGCGUUGAGGGUUUUUCAUGAAAUGCAGAUGGAAGGAGUUCGACCGAGGAAAUAUGUACUAUCUAGUGUUUUAGCUGCUUGUGCGAACGUGGGUGCUCUUGAUCAAGGUAGAUGGAUUCAUGCUUAUGUUAAAAAGAAUUCAAUGAGUAUUGAUGCGGUUUUAGGUACGUCUUUAGUUGAUAUGUAUGCGAAAUGUGGGCGCUUAGAUAUGGCAUGGGAUGUUUUCGAAAAAAUGAAAAGGAAAGAAGUGUUUACUUGGAAUGCAAUGAUAGGAGGACUGGCUAUGCACGGGCGAGCUGAGGAUGCCAUUGAGUUGUUCUUGAAGAUGGAAAAGGAGAAGGUUAAACCAGAUGGAAUCACAUUUGUCGGUGUCUUGAAUGCUUGUGCUCAUGCAGGAUUUAUCGAUAAAGGACUUCACUUCUUUGAUGCUAUGGAAAAUGUUUAUGGGAUAGAACCAAAAGUAGAGCAUUUCUGUUGCGUGGUUGAUCUGCUUGGUAGAGCAGGAUUCUUAAAUGAAGCCGAACAACUUAUAAAAGCAAUGCCUAUACAGCCUAAUUCAGCAGUUUGGGGGGCGCUUUUAGGUGGUUGCAGGAUUCAUGGAAAUGUCGAAUUGGGCGAGAAGGUAGGGAAGCUUUUACUUGAGAUGGAACCAAAUAAUAGUGGUAGAUAUUCCCUGUUAUCAAACAUCUACGCAAGAGCAGGUAGAUGGGAUGAUGUUGCAGAAAUACGGAAAUUGAUGAAAGAUAGAGGAAUUAAAACAACCCCAGGUAGUAGCUUAAUCGAUCUGGAUGGCUUGAUUCAUGAGUUCGUAAUGGGAGAUGCAUCACACACGCAAUCAAAAGAGAUUCAUUUAAUGCUGGACGAGAUUAUGGAGAAGUUAAAAACAGAAGCAGGUUAUGUCCCGAAAACUAACGAGGUAUUGUUUGAUAUUGACGAAGAGGAAAAAGAAACUGCACUUUGUCACCACAGUGAGAAACUUGCUAUUGCUUUUGGUUUUCUCAACACAAGUCCUGGAACAACCAUACGCAUUGUAAAGAACCUGCGAGUUUGUGAAGAUUGUCAUACGGCAACAAAGCUAAUUUCGCGUGUAUAUAAACGUGAAAUAAUCGUCAGAGACCGUGUUCGGUUCCAUCAGUUUAGGAAUGGGAAUUGUUCUUGUAUGGAUUUUUGGUAGUUCCAGUAGUUAGAGCUGAACAUCAAGAUUCAAGGGGUAUCAGCCAGAAGUAAGAAAGUCAUACUCAAGUGAUAAGUGUACAACAAUGACACUCCAGAUGAUGUAAAGAAAAUGCGGAAACACUCAAAUUAUCACAUGAACAGAACUGUGUAAAAAAACUUCACUUGUAUUCCUAACAGAUCAAAGAAGCCAGUUAUGAGGAUGUUGUAUCUUGCAAAAAGUUUUGUGGAAAUAUAUUUUUUGAUUGUUUGUAAA
Messenger RNA from Papaver somniferum (opium poppy), 2362 nucleotides. RefSeq names its product pentatricopeptide repeat-containing protein At5g66520-like. The transcript has a single exon. The coding region runs from base 80 to 2107 and encodes 675 amino acids. Gene Ontology annotation, molecular function: protein binding; zinc ion binding; RNA binding. The record is from RefSeq and is a predicted model, not a curated record. Gene Ontology annotation, biological process: RNA modification. NCBI's taxonomy places the organism in Eukaryota, Viridiplantae, Streptophyta, Magnoliopsida, Ranunculales, Papaveraceae.